Messenger RNA from Passer domesticus (house sparrow), 1764 nucleotides. RefSeq lists its product as uncharacterized. The record is from RefSeq and is a predicted model, not a curated record. Gene Ontology annotation, molecular function: heparin binding; hyaluronic acid binding. Gene Ontology annotation, biological process: visual perception. The coding region runs from base 190 to 1566 and encodes 458 amino acids. The transcript is spliced from 12 exons. Lineage: Eukaryota; Metazoa; Chordata; Aves; Passeriformes; Passeridae.
CCUCCCCCCUGCUCCCCAGAGCCAGCUCUGCAGCGUGGCUCUGAGCCUGGGCACCGCACUGCCCCCAGCAGCAGCGUGCCAUCUCCAUCCUGCCUGCCUGCCUCUCCUGCAGCUGGGCAUGCAGCCAGCUCCCUGCUCAGCUCCCCGGGCCUGCCUGUGCCCACAGCAGGGCCCCUCCGUGCCCUGGCUAUGUCCCGUGGCUCCAGCCCUUCCCAGCACUCCUGCACAGCCAUGGAGCAGCUCCCUGCAGCCUCCACAGCGGCCUCCAGCCCAGCUGAGCAGAUGCCAAAGGGCAGACCUGGCUCCACAGGGAUGGAAUGCCCUGCGUGCCACCCCUGCAGCCUCCCCUUGCCCACCCGGCCUGUGCACGUGCUGCCCUUGCAAUUCCGCCUGCUGGGCAUGGCUUUCUGCCCAGCUCUGGGCAGCAGGGGUUCGGAGAGCUACCGGCAGCUGGAGGCAGAUGUGACACUGCUGCUCAACCAGAUGCUGUCCAGCUACAAGAGCUUCCUGCAGGCCAAUGUCCUUGAGUUCCUGAAUGGCUCCGUGGUGGUGCGAGGGGAGGUUCUGUUCCGGGGGGAUGCUCCUGCUCCCACCAACUCCCACCUCAUCCGCACCGUGGUCACAGAGGCCAGCAAGGGAAGGAGCACCUUCAGCUGGCAGCUGGAGCCCCAGUCUGUCCUGUCUGGUGGCUUCAGCCUGGAGAACCUGGAGCCCGAGAAGCUGUCCAUCUCCCUCGCUGGCCCCCAGCUUGGCAUGGGCAGGAUGGAUCCUCUGGAGAGGCUGGCCAGAGAGGUGACUGCAGCUGUCAGUGCCCUCUACGACGUGAGGAACUUCACCAUCUCCCAGCUCAGGAACCUGGGUGAGAACACGGAGGUCACUGGAGACCUCUACCUGGACACAGUUGUCCAUGCUGACGUGACGGAGGUUCUGGAAGCCCUGGCUGCGCUCUCUGGCCUCUCCAUGGGCCUGAGCUCCCUCUGGGUGGAGGGCUCCAGGCUGGCUCUGCACGUGUACCCUCUGUCCCUGCUGGUCACCAACAGACGCUUCAGGCAGGAGCUUCAGGACCCGCUCUCUGCAGAGCACCACGAGCUCUCCAGGGACCUCGGCGAUGCGGUGGUGGGAGCCCUGAGGGAUUACCCAUCCUUCCUGACAGCAAUCAUAAAAGAAUUCCUGCCUGGCUCCUUGAUCUGCCACGGGCAGCUGAUCUUCCGUCCCCCUGCCCCACCCAGCGUGGAGGUUCUGAAGACACUCGUGCGCUCGGUUGGGCCAGACCAGGCUCUGGCUGGCUCUGACUUCCACGUGGAUCCCCACUCUCUCUCGGUGGGAGAGGACACCCUGGAGCCUGCCACGCCCCUGCCGGGCUCCCCAGCCUCCGGAGUGGCCUUGGUGGCCAUCGGGGGCCUCUGCAUGGUGGCUGCGCCCGUCGUGCUCGUGAGCCUGGGCGCCAAGAGGCUGGCUGGAAGAGCCCUUUGGGACACAAGAGACCCUCAAGUGGGGAUCCAGACGUUGGAAAUGGAGAACCAGGGCUUCUGGACAGAGGACCCUGAGGAUGGUCACUUGGAAUGACAAAACACUUCUGCCUGAGGAGAGCAGCAGCAGCAGCUGGGGGGAGCUUGGAGAGGGGCUGUAGGUGGGAAGGAGAUGCUGAGAAGCUCUCCCUGAUCCUGUGGCAGCACCUGCCAGCUGCUCCCUGAGCAGAAUGCAGACUCGGGUGUGUAAAGGAAUCAUUUUGUGUCUUAAAUAAACUGUUUGUAGAGCAUGAAA